This is a messenger RNA of Penicillium alfredii, 225 nucleotides long. RefSeq lists its product as uncharacterized. Bases 1 to 225 code for a protein of 74 amino acids. NCBI's taxonomy places the organism in Eukaryota, Fungi, Ascomycota, Eurotiomycetes, Eurotiales, Aspergillaceae. The record is from RefSeq and is a predicted model, not a curated record. The transcript has a single exon.
AUGGCAUCUGCGGGGUUUUGCUGGUCUUACACCUCUCAACAAGCGUGCACCGACGAUGACGUCUUUGCGGCCGUAACCCUAGCCGGUUGUCGCCUGAGUGAUCAGGCAUUCAUCCACCCCACCACCGGUCGCUCGUUCGCUGCACACGACGUGCUCUCGAUUCAUUCCUCUACAGCUCCCCGCGGAUUCAGGAUCCGACAACUGUUGCCAAAACCACCUGCAUAA